This is a messenger RNA of Abrus precatorius (Indian licorice), 1329 nucleotides long. RefSeq names its product serine/threonine-protein kinase RIPK-like. NCBI's taxonomy places the organism in Eukaryota, Viridiplantae, Streptophyta, Magnoliopsida, Fabales, Fabaceae. Gene Ontology annotation, molecular function: protein kinase activity; ATP binding. The coding region runs from base 1 to 1329 and encodes 442 amino acids. The transcript has 5 exons. The record is from RefSeq and is a predicted model, not a curated record. Gene Ontology annotation, biological process: protein phosphorylation.
AUGAAAAGCAUAUGGAAAUUCAUGUUCCCCGGUUGUUAUAAGGGUGAGUAUCCCUCACCCAAGCCCAAGAAAGUGGUUGCUACAAAGCCAAGUUCUUCUCACAGGAUUUCUGUGACUGAUUUGAGUUAUCCAAGCACGACUUUCUCAGAGGAUCUCUCCAUUUCUCUAGCAGGAUCUAACCUGCAUGUUUUUACACUUGCUGAGCUCAAGAUUAUCACCCAGCAUUUCUCUUCAAGUAAUUUUCUAGGAGAAGGUGGGUUCGGACCAGUGCAUAAGGGGUUCAUUGAUGACAAGCUUAGGCAUGGUCUCAAGGCUCAGCCCGUGGCUGUUAAGCUCUUGGACUUGGAUGGCUCGCAGGGCCAUAAAGAGUGGUUGACUGAAGUUGUUUUUCUGGGGCAACUAAGGCAUCCACACCUUGUGAAGCUGAUAGGAUACUGCUGUGAAGAAGAACACAGGCUUCUGGUGUAUGAAUAUUUACCAAGAGGAAGCCUAGAAAAUCAUUUAUUUAGAAGAUUCUCGGCAUCAUUAGCAUGGUCAACAAGAAUGAAAAUUGCUGUUGGAGCUGCAAAGUGUCUAGCCUUUCUUCAUGAAGCAGAAAAACCAGUCAUCUAUAGAGACUUCAAAGCUUCCAACAUCUUGUUAGAUUCUGAUUACCGUGCAAAACUCUCUGAUUUAGGGUUGGCAAAAGACGGUCCCGAAGGAGAUGACACCCACGUUUCAACACGAGUUAUGGGCACUCACGGCUACGCAGCCCCAGAAUAUGUCAUGACAGGUCACUUGACAGCAAUGAGUGACGUGUAUAGUUUUGGAGUAGUCUUGUUGGAGCUGCUAACAGGAAGAAGGUCAGUGGACAAGAAUCGCCCUCCAAGGGAACAGAACCUAGUGGAAUGGGCAAGGCCAAUGUUAAAUGAUGGUAGGAAAGUUAGCAGAAUAAUGGAUCCAAGACUUGAAGGCCAAUAUUCUGAGAUGGGGUCCAAAAAAGCAGCUGCAUUGGCCUAUCAAUGCCUCAGCCAUAGGCCCAGAAGCAGACCCACAAUGAGCACAGUGGUUAAGACACUAGAACCCCUCCAAGAUUUUGACGACAUUCCAAUUGGAACCUUCGUUUACACAGCUCCACCGGAUAAUGAAGCGCACAGAGAUGCAAAGGAAUUUGAAGCACCUAAGAGGAGGGAAAAUGGUCAUCACAGGAAUGGCCACAGGCAUCACCCACUUAAAUCCCCCAAGUCUCCAAGACCACAAUCACAGCAUGAUCAUAGACACCGAAAUGGAAGAGGAAGUGGAUCAAAUUCUCCUCCAUCAAAUAAAAAAAGGCAUGCAAAUGUAGCUUAA